AUGGCCGCCGUGUGGGGCGUCCAUUGUGUUCUCCUCCCGCUUGCUCUGCUUCUCCAGUUUGUAUCACUCGGCUGGGCUGCAACAGUCACGUACGACUUCGAAAUCGGGUGGUUGACCGCGAAUCCAGAUGGGCAGGCAGACCGCCCUACCAUUGGAAUCAAUGGCCAAUGGCCGAUUCCAAUCAUCGAGGCCGAAGUUGGGGACAGAGUCAUCGUCAAUGUCCUCAACUCUCUGGGGAACCAGACCACCUCUCUGCAUUUCCAUGGCUUGUUCAUGAAUAAUGCCACACAUAUGGACGGCCCCGUCCAGGUCUCACAGUGCUCAAUCCCGCCGGGAUCCCGCUUCACGUACAAUUUCACCAUUGAUCAACCAGGGACCUACUGGUACCACUCACACGACAAGGGCCAAUAUCCAGACGGCCUUAGGGGACCUCUGAUCAUCCAUGACCCUAAGAACCCCUUCAAGGAUCAGUAUGACGAGGAGCUCGUCUUGAGCGUCUCCGACUGGUACCAUGACCAGAUGCCCGACCUCAUCUCCUUUUUCAUCAGCAAGGCCAACCCGAGCGGCGCAGAGCCGGUCCCGAAGGCCGCUUUGUUUAACGAUACCCAGGACCUGAAAAUCCCAGUCCAGCCUGGCAAGACAUACUUCAUCCGCAUGGUAAACAUUGGCGCCUUCGCUGGACAGUACAUCUGGUUUGAGGGCCACAACAUCACCAUUGUCGAGGUCGACGGCGUCUACCACGAGCCUGCGGAGGCGAGCAUGAUAUACUUGGCUGCCGCUCAGCGGUGCAGCUUCCUGAUCACCGCCAAGAACGAGACCGAUGCGAACUUCCCAUUUGUGGCCAGCAUGGAUACUACCUUGUUCGACACGCUUCCCGAUGAUCUGAACUACAACGUAACCGGGUGGCUGACAUACGACGAUUCGAAGCCUUUCCCGGAUCCCGCACUUGUAGAUGAGUUUUAUGAGUUCGACGAUGUUACUUUGGUACCUCACGACAAGGAACCUAUCCUCGGCGAGCCAGACCAGACGGUUCAUCUGAGUGUCAUCAUGGACAAUCUCGGGGAUGGUGCAAACUAUGCCUUCUUCGACGACAUCACCUACCAGCGUCCAAAGGUCCCAACUCUGUAUACUGUGCUCAGCGCGGGAGAACUUGCCACCAACCCCCAAGUCUACGGAACUUACACGCACCCCUUCGUCUUGGAAAAAGGCCAGAUCGUCGAGAUCAUAGUGGACAACCUAGACACAGGAAAGCAUCCGUUCCAUCUUCACGGCCACGCCUUCCAGGCUGUUUGGCGCUCCGAGGAGGACGCGGGCACGUUUGUGGAUUCCAACGUCACCUCGGCCGACUUCAGCCCGGUUCCGAUGCGACGAGACACUCUUGUUCUCUACCCGACCGGCAACAUUGUCUUGCGCUUCAAGGCCAACAACCCAGGCGUCUGGCUCUUCCACUGCCACAUUGAAUGGCACGUAGUCUCGGGUCUCAUCGCCACCUUCGUCGAGGCACCCCUGGAGCUGCAGAAGACUAUCCAGAUCCCCAAGGGACAUCUCGAUGUCUGCGUAUCGGAAAACGUCCCUACCGCCGGAAAUGCGGCCGGAAACACGGCCGACUUCCUGAAUCUGGAUGGCCAGCCGACCCCGCCGAAGCCUCUACCUGCAGGAUUCACCGCGCGCGGCAUCGUCGCCCUCGUCUUCAGCUGCCUGAGCGGUAUCCUCGGCAUCUCCGUCAUCGCCUGGUACGGCCUUGCCGCGGACCCGAGCCAGGGCACCGCCGCCUACAACCCGGCCCCCGGAGGCGACGCCGUGGCGGGGCAGAACGGUGUCCACUCGGAGGCUCCUGGUGGGGAGGGCGAGCAGCCAGGGGUUGUCGUGGCCUCGGGAGGGGGCGCUGGCGCCAGGGCAUAG
Phialemonium atrogriseum is the source of this 1902-nucleotide messenger RNA. RefSeq names its product Cupredoxin. Gene Ontology annotation, molecular function: ferroxidase activity; copper ion binding. The coding region runs from base 1 to 1902 and encodes 633 amino acids. Gene Ontology annotation, cellular component: high-affinity iron permease complex. Gene Ontology annotation, biological process: cellular response to iron ion starvation; reductive iron assimilation. NCBI's taxonomy places the organism in Eukaryota, Fungi, Ascomycota, Sordariomycetes, Cephalothecales, Cephalothecaceae. The transcript is spliced from 6 exons. The record is from RefSeq and is a predicted model, not a curated record.